CUGUAGAUAAACUUCCUAAUAUUUGUUCAAAAUUUCAUUGUUUAAUUGAAAAAAUUACAAAACCAACGUAUGCAUCAAAUACUACUACUAAGUACGCCGAUUUGGUAUACUUAAACUAUUGGUUAAAUUAUGAAUUACAUAAUAUAUAUGCCAGAGUUAAGGGUCCAAAAAACUUUCUUCGAAGUAUGAGAACUGUGGAUAUAGAAAAUAAAUUAUUGCGUGAAUUGAGUGAUUGUAUGUAUAAUAUUAAUGAUGAUGAUAUAGAAAAUAUGAAUGUCCUAUAUCGUUUAUACAAUAACUACAAUGAAAUGAAUAAAAUAAUCAAAACAUAUAUACCAAAUGAAGAAUCCUUUAUGAAAUACGCUAAUAAUUGGACUGAUAAAUACAAGGAAGUUGAAAAAAAAUGUCUUACUCCAUCGAAACCUUUUUGUAAAGCACUUUAUGCCUUCAAAAAAAAUAUGAUGAAAUUGAUUU
This is a messenger RNA of Plasmodium cynomolgi strain B, 474 nucleotides long. RefSeq lists its product as hypothetical. The record is from RefSeq and is a predicted model, not a curated record. The annotation marks the transcript as partial. NCBI's taxonomy places the organism in Eukaryota, Apicomplexa, Aconoidasida, Haemosporida, Plasmodiidae. The transcript has a single exon.